CUCUGUACAAGGAGCACAAAGAACGACACCGCAAAAGAACACGCGGACAACCUGACGUAAUCCGCAGGAACAGCACGUGGGUGAUUACGUCAGUUCGAACAGGAAAAGAACAAAAUGGAGGAGUACGCGAGGGAACCAUGCCCCUGGAGGAUAGUGGACGACUGUGGGGGUGCGUUCACCAUGGGGGCCAUCGGUGGAGGGAUCUUUCAGGCCGUCAAAGGCUUUAGAAACUCUCCUUCUGGAAUGAGUCACAGAAUGAGGGGUAGCUUGACAGCUAUAAGGACCAGAGCUCCACAACUAGGAGGAAGCUUUGCUGUGUGGGGUGGCCUCUUCUCCAUGAUUGAUUGUGGGCUGGUGAAGGUGAGGGGCAAAGAAGACCCUUGGAACUCAAUCACAAGUGGAGCCAUGACAGGAGCCAUUUUAGCAGCAAGAAAUGGGCCAGUGGCCAUGGUUGGCUCUGCUGCAAUGGGAGGUAUACUGCUUGCAUUAAUAGAAGGUGCAGGAAUUCUUCUUACAAGGUUCGCCUCAGCGCAAUUCCCAACUGGCCCACAGUUUGCAGAAGAACCCGCUCCCAUGCCUGCUUCAUCAUUCGGAGACUACAGACAGUACCAAUGAGGAGCCCUUUAAAACUCAAGGCCUUUUCUUAUUCCAUGAACUCAUCUAAGACACUGAAGUUACAGUGUGGACCUCAUUCAUCAACAGAGCAUGCCGCCAACCACAAAUGACUAUGACGAAGGGAAUAUGAAGGGCAAACACUAUUGUUCCUGUCGUUGCGUUUGUUUUCAGUAUGCCUUUUGCUAAUCUCAGCUUUGAUAUUGGUCUGUGGGUCACUCUAUUUAAGUCAAACAUUUUAUUUUCUCAUUUUGUUGCUGACGCAGCUGGAAAUGCUUGCUGAAGCAAUAGGUAUACUGUUUAAGUCAUGCUAGGUUGUUCGCAUUGAGCCCUAAUUAAUUGGCUGUACAAAGUGUGUUUGUUGCGCGUAUGUGUGUGUGAAUGUGUUAAUAUCAUUCUGUGUGUGGGUGUGCGUAAGAGUUUAAUACAUGCCUGUGCACUGAUUGUUUGCCUUAAUGUAAACUUUCUCAUGGGCCUCAACAAGAUCAUAUAUACAUAUUGGAGAUUUUUAUUGACUGUUCCAUGCCAAACCUUCUCUUGCAGAAUAUAUUCCUUCACAGUUUACUUUUUGAAUUAGCUAUUUAUUUUCUAGAAGUAAAACGAGAUGUUAUGCUGUAUUGUACUUUAAGUAUUUCUCUACAGUGAAUGUUAGGAUCACAAAGGAGAAGAAAAGGUUUAUGAAUGGACAGAAUUAAUUGUCUUCUGGUUGAUAUAUGAGCCAAAUUAGGCUGAAAAACAUCGUAAAUAAACUAGUUAUUACUACUA
Labeo rohita (rohu) is the source of this 1377-nucleotide messenger RNA. It is a transcript of the gene timm17a, whose product is annotated as translocase of inner mitochondrial membrane 17 homolog A (yeast). Gene Ontology annotation, biological process: protein import into mitochondrial matrix. The record is from RefSeq and is a predicted model, not a curated record. The transcript has 6 exons. Gene Ontology annotation, cellular component: TIM23 mitochondrial import inner membrane translocase complex; mitochondrial inner membrane. NCBI's taxonomy places the organism in Eukaryota, Metazoa, Chordata, Actinopteri, Cypriniformes, Cyprinidae. The coding region runs from base 115 to 615 and encodes 166 amino acids. Gene Ontology annotation, molecular function: transmembrane protein transporter activity.